UGGGCGGCUGCGAAGAGUGUCCAGGGGCGGCGCUAGAGGGCACCGCAAGCGCCGCAGGCCGCGGGCUGGGACCCGGGCGCCCGCAGCCCCGCCCCACCUCGUCCCGCCGCAUCCGGCCCGCGCUCGUCGCACCCUUCCCGGCUGAGGCGCUACCCGGUGCUCCCCGAGCAGCCAUGGCUCAGCACUUCUCCCUGGCCGCCUGCGACGUGGUCGGCUUCGACCUGGACCACACUCUGUGUCGCUACAACCUGCCCGAGAGCGCCCCGCUCAUUUACAAUAGCUUUGCUCAGUUCCUAGUUAAGGAGAGAGGGUAUGAUAAGGAAUUGCUCAAUGUGACCCCAGAGGAUUGGGAUUUCUGUUGCAAGGGUUUAGCACUGGAUCUAGAAGAUGGGAACUUCAUUAAACUUGCAGAUAAUGGCACUGUGCUCAGGGCAAGCCAUGGCACCAAGAUGAUGACUGCUGAAGCACUGUCAGAGGCAUAUGGCAAGGAGGAGUGGAAACACUUCGUAUCGGACACGGGAAUGGUUUGCCGCUCAGGAAAGUACUAUUUUUAUGAUAACUAUUUUGACCUGCCAGGAGCUCUUCUAUGUGCCAGGGUGGUGGACUUACUAACAAAGAAGAACAAUGGUCAAAAAACAUUUGAUUUUUGGAAGGAUAUUGUUGCUGGUAUACAACAUAAUUAUAAAAUGUCAGCUUUUAAGGAAAACUGUGGAAUGUAUUUUCCAGAAAUAAAAAGAGAUCCAGGCAGAUAUUUACAUAGAUGUCCUGAAUCUGUCAAAAAGUGGCUUCGACAGCUAAAGAAUGCGGGCAAAAUUCUUCUGUUAAUUACCAGUUCUCACAGUGAUUACUGUAGACUACUCUGUGAAUAUAUCCUGGGGAAUGAUUUUGCAGACCUUUUUGACGUUGUGAUUACAAAUGCAUUGAAGCCUGGUUUCUUCUCCCAUCUACCAAGUCAGAGGCCAUUCCGAACACUUGAGAAUGAUGAGGAGCAGGAGGCACUGCCGUCUCUGGAUAAACCUGGCUGGUACUCCCAAGGGAACGCUGUCCACCUCUAUGAACUUCUGAAGAAAAUGAUGGGCAAACCUGAACCCAAGGUUGUUUAUUUUGGUGACAGCAUGCAUUCAGAUAUUUUCCCAGCCCAUCACUAUAGUCACUGGGAGACAGUCCUCAUACUGGAAGAACUCAGAGGGGAUGAAGUUGUGAGGAGUCGGAGGCCUGAGGAGUCAGAGCCUCUAGAGAAGAAAGGAAAAUAUGAGGGACCAAAGGUAAAACCUCUAAAUAUCUCAUCUAAAAAAUGGGGCUCAUUUUUUACUGAUUCAGUUUCGGGACUGGAAAACACAGAAGAUUCCUUGGUUUUCACAUGGUCUUUUAAGAGAGUCAGUACUUACAGUACUAUUGCGAUUCCAAGUAUUGAAGCAAUUGCAGGUCCCAAGAGUUGGUCUUUUUCUUUCUAUAUUUUACACUGAACUUACUGUGUAAGAAUAUUUACUCGUUUGGUUCACUUCAUUGAAUUUUUACCUAACUCUGGGUAAUAUGACUAAAAUCAUAAUGUAUUUCGUAUGCAGUUUCAUAGAAUAUUUUGGUAAGGAAGAAUUUGCUUCUUUGUAAAGCUCUCUUCCUUUUUUCUUCCAGAUAAUAAGCACCCAACAAUGACUUUCCUAUGACAAAAACACAAUUCUUUUCCUCUUAUUGAGGAAAGUUGGGGGAUUAAGUCUUCUUAUCUCAGUUUUGCUCUCCCAUACUCAGAUUUCUUAACAGUGAUAAACCUCUUCUGUUACAUGGGAGGAAGAAUAAAAUUAAUUUGUUUUGAAUGAAAUAGGAAGUGAAAAACAACCUGAUACUUCCCUCUUAACCUCUCAAAAUGUAUUUGUAUUAAUGUAAUGUUGAUAUAUUGUGGAUAUCCUGUUAGAUGUGUCAUCUUAUUCACAUUAAAUGCAUAGAAGGCAUUUUUAUAGCUGUUAUAGAAGUAUAUAUUAAUAAAUAUAUGUUACAAUGGUGAUUUGGUUUAUAAGCAUUUUGAUGAGAUCAUUUUAACUUUAUAAUAAUAGCUACAUAAAGAAAUAUUAAAAUUAUGAACUUCUAAAACAUUUUAUUCUCAGUAAAUAUCAAAUUUUGAUUUGUUUAUAUUUAUGAAAGAUAUUCAGAGACAAGUGGAAUAAUCAAAUUGUUUUUGGGUUGUCUCC
Molecule: messenger RNA, 2183 nt
Organism: Nycticebus coucang (slow loris)
Lineage: Eukaryota; Metazoa; Chordata; Mammalia; Primates; Lorisidae
Gene: NT5DC1
Product: 5'-nucleotidase domain containing 1
Exons: 12
Coding region: 174-1466 (430 amino acids)
Molecular function (GO): 5'-nucleotidase activity
Source: RefSeq, a predicted model, not a curated record